Molecule: messenger RNA, 885 nt
Organism: Aspergillus puulaauensis
Lineage: Eukaryota; Fungi; Ascomycota; Eurotiomycetes; Eurotiales; Aspergillaceae
Exons: 3
Coding region: 1-885 (294 amino acids)
Cellular component (GO): membrane
Source: RefSeq, a predicted model, not a curated record
AUGAAGCUACCGUCCUUCAACCCCGGGCGGACGAAGAACCUCAUCCAUGGAGUUCAGGGCUUCCUGAUCUUCCUUGCCUGGGCUCUCACCAUCGCCAUCUUUACAAAAGGAGACGGUAUCGAUGGGCGAACAGCCUGGUACUUCGCCUUGUGUUGGUUCUCCAUCCCCGGUCUCAUUUAUCUAGUAGCUGUGCCUAUGUGGCCCCGCGCCCGACGAUUCGGAAACGUCUACGCUUUUGCGACCGUCGACUGUCUGUAUACCGUCCUGUGGUUCAGCGCUUGGAUUUGCCUUGCCAGCUAUGUGGCACAGGGCAAGAGCGAGGGCAAGGACAAGGAUGACAAGGAUAACAAAGACAAGGACAGCGAUAAUAAGAGUGGGUGCGACAACUGGAAAUACGGCAGCGCCAGUAAAUGCAAUGUUAGCACCGCCACGACUAUUGUCGGAGUGAUUAUCUUCCUUCUCUUCCUCUUAACGGCAUGGAUGUCCUUCCGCAAUGUCAUGCACUUCCGCCGCACAGGUACGCUGCCUGACGCCGUCUCCGAUCCCACCUUCGCUGCACAGAGCAAAGCCGCCUUCUCCUCGAACCCCGCUCAGGACUUUGAAGAAGAGGACGACUUUCGCUCGGGACGUGGCGGAAUGGGCUCUUCGGCCCGAGACCGCGACGAGGAUUACGCUCUGCUCCACCAGAGCGAGGUUGACGACAUGGGCAACCCGAACUCACGCUCUGCGAUGCACGGCACCUACGAUCCCACCAACGCGAGCGGAUCAGUCCUACAUGAAUACAAUCCCAGCGAAUUCGGCAGCACCGGCUACGGCGGUGCCCAUGGGCAGCAUUACGGGGGCCCGUCAGAAUACGACUCAACCCUCGGCAGUUACCACCGCUAG